Molecule: messenger RNA, 4302 nt
Organism: Bubalus bubalis (water buffalo)
Lineage: Eukaryota; Metazoa; Chordata; Mammalia; Artiodactyla; Bovidae
Gene: ING3
Product: inhibitor of growth family member 3
Exons: 5
Coding region: 140-463 (107 amino acids)
Biological process (GO): regulation of DNA-templated transcription
Cellular component (GO): NuA4 histone acetyltransferase complex
Source: RefSeq, a predicted model, not a curated record
CUUUUUUUUUUUUUUUCCGCCGGAGCCGAGCGGGUGCUGCUAGCGGAGGCGCCAUAUUGGAAGAGACAAAACUCCGGCGACAGCGAGUGACACAAAUAAACCCCUGGACCCCCUCGCUCCCCCAGCUCUAAGGGCCGCGAUGUUGUACCUAGAGGACUAUCUGGAAAUGAUUGAGCAGCUUCCAAUGGACCUGAGGGAUCGCUUCACUGAGAUGCGCGAGAUGGACCUGCAGGUGCAGAAUGCAAUGGAUCAGCUAGAACAAAGAGUCAGUGAAUUCUUCAUGAAUGCAAAGAAAAAUAAGCCAGAGUGGCGAGAAGAACAAAUGGCAUCCAUCAAAAAGGAUUACUAUAAAGCUUUGGAAGAUGCAGACGAGAAGGUUCAGUUGGCAAACCAGAUAUAUGACUUGAGUUCACUGUCCACUUUUUGGUUUCUUUGUGGAAGAGAGAGAGUUCACAGUCAGUAAGUUAAAAACCUUACAUUUAGCCAUAUCUACGUCACUGUAAGAUUGUAGUUGAUGUUAGGGUUUUUUUGUAUUAAAAUAGAUGUUUAACUUUAUUUUACUAAUUUUUAUCUUCUUAAGGUAGCGUGUUUACUUGUCUGAUAAAUCAUCUUGAGAUUGUUUCUGUGGCAGAACACACCUAGGGGAUUGUCCUGACAGUUCCUGGUAGUCUGAUUAAAAUGAAAAAGGGACUUAUUUGAAUCUGUUAAUAGAUAGUACUCAGCUGUCUAUUAAGUGAUAUUCAGUAGAUAGCACUCCAGCAACUGGCACAUGUGGCAAAACUGGGAAAUACAAGAUUAAAUAAACUUAAAAUUGUUUUUCUUUUUUUUUAACAGUAGCAGCAGCACUUCUUAAUGAUUGAAAUCACUAAGAAGAUAGAUAUAUGCAAUAUUUCUCAGGCUGUUGUAAUUAUAGUCUUUUUUUUUUUUUUUUUAAUGUACAGCAUCUCCCAAAGUUUAUGUUUUAGGAAAUGCUCUUUUUUGGUUCUGCCUCAAAGCAAGUUAAAGCUGGAGACAAAUGCUUCCUUUUGAUUUGCUUUAGCAUAUUGAUUCGUAUCUUAUUUUUGUCUUGUCUGGGUACAGUUUUUUUAUUGAAUGGGUACAUGUUAAUAUAGGUGUCAUUGGUGAGCAAGACACAGAUAAAAGGUACAUACCCCAUACGCUAUGCAUUGUGAGUGCUAUACUAAACUAGAACGUAUAUGUUGUGUAAAACCACAGAAAUGGCUAAUUGCUUUGAUAUAGUGAAAAUAUUUUAAUGGCUAUAAAAACCUAGGCUCUUUUGUUCGUACAAUUACUCUAAAAACAGUUUCAUAAAAGACGCUGCCUAAAGACGGGUAGAGUGGGAUGGUGGCUUGAUUUAUGGUGGAAUAAACCCAAAUAAAGUUCUUAAUUGUUUUGGUCUUGAAUUAAGUCUAUAAACAUAGAGAAAGACAUUAUAUUUGAAUACAAGGCUAAUUUGUUUGGUAUCAUUCUUCCUCACAUAUAGUGACUAGUUGUCAAUCUUUAUUUAAAAACUACCUGCUUUUUAAACCAUGUAGCUCUUUGAUUCUAAUCUUUCAUUUCUAUUUUAUUUUACUACUUUUACACCUUUAUUAAAAGUAUUUCAUGCAUUUAGAAAAAGUAUAUAUAACAAACAUAUGCUUUUUAAAUGUGUGUAUGUAUCCGUCUCUUGUUUACAAACCGCACUGUUCAUCGACUCUGUACUUGGUGUAAUGGAGUUUUAUGUAGGUACAGUGGAGGAAUGAAGAGGAAAUGUUAUAAAUGCUCCUGACCUCAAGUUACCUAGUUGGGAAGAUGCCCACAGUAAAAUGGAGAGCCUGUUACAGAAACAUGUUAACAAAUAAAGAUGAAUACAUUUGGAUAUUAAGGGGAUCUGGUAAAGAUUGAACUAAAUCAAGCAGAGUUACUGUUGGCUUCUUAGAGGUAUGAGAUGAGUUUUGAACAGAAUUUAUUUAGAGCCUCAGGCGCCUGGAUUCAGCAUAGUAUUGAGGGGAAAGCAUUUUACUAAGAGGUCAUGGAAAAACAUAGAAUGAAAAUAAAAAUUCAGAGUUUUAUGAGGGAGAUGGAUUAUUUAGGCUAGAGAUUGAAGUAAUAAAAAGUGAUGUAACAAAGUGAAUGCAGUGUAAUGAAUGUGUUAAAAACCAAGGAUCCGUAAUGGACUCAUGCAGAUGUGAAUUCAGCCACUUCACUGACAGCAGGAAUUUGGAAAAUUGAUAUAAGCCUGGAACUUCAGUUUCCUUAUCUGUAAAAUCACAGAAUUGAUUUGUGCCUUCCAGUGCUCUCUGGGUCUCUUUCUCUCUUUCAACAGAGAGAGAUAGAAAUAGACAAAUAUAGGUACAUCUGUAUACAUAUAUACACAUAUCUACAUCUGUCUCUGUAUCACUUACCUACAUCUAUCUAGACACUCACACACACCCACACCCACCCACCUCAUAGUUUGGCAGAUAGUAGAUCCUCACUCUUUAAUAAACUCACUUCAUCUCAUUUCUCUAACAUGUUUUCUACUUUCCUGAAGCCACUGCAUCCCUUUCGGCUCUGCCAAAUUAAACCUGUUUUUUUUCCCCCCAUUCCCUCAUGAUUUAUUUCUAAGACUGCCUUUUGCUUUUUCUCUACUCUUUCCUGUCUCUGUCUCGUCCUUUCCCUCCCCUUUCCUUUCUUUUACUCUCUCCCGCCCCCUUUCUCCUUAUGUCUCAUUAAAUACUCAUUCCAGGUGACCAUGAUAUCCUUAUUAUAUAAUCCAUCCUUCUUGAGAUUUUAUGUUAAUUCAUCAUCCUCCCACCCUCGUGGCCUUUCUCAGUCUCCUUGGGUAUUGCUCAGAGUGGUUGGUGUUUGAAAGGGUUCUGUCCUUGACUUUUAUUGCUUGUUACUCUGUUCUCUUGGUUCUGUUGUAGAGGUAAUUUCCUCUCAUCUUCAUCCCCAGCUCCAGAGGCUGAUGAGACCAAAUGCCACCCUGUAAAGCGUUGUUCUGUCAAAUGCCAGUUUUCCCCUCGUCCCCACUCCCCACUCACCACCCAAGCUGAGAAGCAUGUUUCCAUUACUUUUCCAGGUGAACACUUAGCUUUAGCAAUUAUACGAUAAUUAUUCUUCAAGUUCAGACUUCUCAUUCAUCUUAUCUGAGAAUUGCUAGGCCCUGGAAGUCAUCGUGUUAACUCUUAGCUUCUUGUUUUACUUCUCUAACAUCAUUUCUCAUGAAUAAAUAAUUGUUAAAAUGUUAAAAAUCAAUUAUGCACCCUCAUUAAAUUCCUAUUGCAUUUAACAUAUGGAAGGUUAGAGUGCUCUGUGCUGCAGAGGUGAGUGGACAGGAUAUAGUGUAAGUGUCAAAAUACAAUAAUUUUUAUUUACAGAUCUUUUACCAAAUAAACAGUGGUACUUCUGUCUGUACAGUUCUACAUAGUGGGAGAGUAUAACUUUCACUCAUUCAGCAAAUAUUCAUAGAUCUCCAGAUAUGAAUGGUCACUGGUGCAAAAUGGGCAGUAAUGAUACAGCUGGACAGUGAAUAGGGCAAACUAUUAAAUAAAGAUUAUUGGAGACUUUGCUAAGUGCUAUGAAGGAAAUAAACAUUGUGGAAAGAGGGGGAAAGAGUGAAUAACCAGGGGAGGCUAUGAAGAGUCUGCUUAUCAGGAUAAGCAUAGUCCUAAGGAGGUGACCUCUGAGGUAGUUCUUGGAAGGUGAGAAAGAGCCAGCUAUGUGACAAGCUUAAGGAAGAACAUUUCAAGCAGAUGAUGGACCAAGUGCAGUGUCUUAGGUGGAAAAGGGACUGACAGAUUAAACCAGGAAAAAGGCCAGUGUGGUUGGUGUGUCAUGAAAAAGAAGAAGAGAGGUAUGAGAGGGACGUGCGAACCCGACACUUGCAGGGCUUGAAAGCCAGUGGAGCAGUGUUCUUACUUUCAGAGCAGUGGGAGGCCAGUGAAGGAUUUUAAACUGAGGCAUGGGAUACACUUUAGAGAAGACUGUAUGUAUGGCUUUGCCUAAGCAUAUUAUUAAGACAGUGUCAAGUAAGCAGGUAUUAUUUUUACAGCUUUUAAGAUGGAGCAUCUGAGUAUAAUUAAUUGUGUUUGAUUCUGCCUCUCAAUGUUUUCUAUAGCACAGUAUUUAAUUGUAUUCUUCUUUAUUAAAAUAGUUUAUUUACUUUUAAAACUGGUAGUAAAUAUUUUUAUUCCUGUGACCAGCACCGUACUACCUCAUUUAUUAAGGGAAAACAAAAGAGACCACAUAAAUAUCCACAAAUGAAGAAAUUUUGAAAUUAGACGUUUAUUGAAACAAACGAAGACUUUAAGUAGGCUUAGUGAAAUUUGACUAACAGAC